Molecule: messenger RNA, 2418 nt
Organism: Sphenostylis stenocarpa
Lineage: Eukaryota; Viridiplantae; Streptophyta; Magnoliopsida; Fabales; Fabaceae
Source: the annotation of a GenBank genome assembly
AUGGCCACUGAUCGUUUGACCCGUGUUCACAGUCUCCGUGAGAGGCUUGAUGAAACCCUGUCUGCUAACAGGAACGAAAUUCUGGCCCUUCUGUCAAGGAUCGAAGCUAAGGGCAAGGGGAUCUUGCAACACCAUCAGGUCAUUGCUGAGUUUGAGGAAAUCCCUGAGGAGAGCAGACAGAAGCUUACUGAUGGCGCCUUUGGGGAAGUUUUGAGAUCUACUCAGGAAGCCAUAGUUUUGCCACCAUGGGUUGCUCUGGCUGUUCGUCCAAGGCCUGGUGUAUGGGAGUACCUGAGAGUGAACGUGCACGCUCUUGUUGUUGAGGUGUUGCAGCCUGCUGAAUACCUGCGCUUCAAGGAGGAACUUGUUGAUGGAAGUUCUAAUGGCAACUUUGUACUUGAGUUGGACUUUGAACCCUUUACCGCAUCCUUCCCCCGCCCAACUCUUAACAAGUCAAUUGGAAAUGGUGUGCAAUUCCUCAAUCGCCACCUUUCUGCCAAACUCUUCCAUGACAAGGAGAGCUUGCACCCACUUUUGGAAUUCCUCAGGCUUCACAGCGUCAAGGGAAAGACUUUGAUGUUGAAUGACAGAAUUCAAAACCCGGAUGCUCUUCAACAUGUUCUGAGGAAAGCUGAGGAGUAUCUGGGCACAGUGCCUCCUGAAACUCCCUACUCAGCAUUUGAGCACAAGUUCCAGGAGAUUGGUUUGGAGAGGGGGUGGGGUGACAACGCAGAGCGUGUCCUUGAGUCAAUUCAACUUCUGUUGGAUCUUCUUGAGGCCCCUGACCCGUGCACCCUUGAGACUUUCCUUGGAAGAAUCCCUAUGGUCUUUAAUGUUGUUAUUCUUUCUCCCCAUGGUUACUUUGCCCAAGAUAAUGUCUUGGGAUACCCUGACACUGGUGGCCAGGUUGUUUACAUCUUGGAUCAAGUUCGUGCUUUGGAGAAUGAGAUGCUCAAACGCAUUAAGCAACAAGGAUUGGACAUUGUUCCUCGUAUUCUCAUUAUCACCCGUCUUCUCCCAGAUGCAGUAGGUACUACUUGUGGCCAACGUCUUGAGAAGGUGUUUGGAACUGAGCACUCCCACAUUCUUCGAGUUCCCUUUAGAACUGAGAAGGGAAUUGUUCGCAAGUGGAUCUCCAGAUUCGAAGUCUGGCCCUACUUGGAAACUUACACCGAGGAUGUUGCUCAUGAGCUUGCCAAAGAGUUGCAAGGCAAGCCAGAUCUGAUCGUUGGAAACUACAGUGAUGGAAACAUUGUUGCCUCCUUGUUGGCACAUAAGUUAGGUGUCACUCAGUGUACCAUUGCUCAUGCACUCGAGAAGACCAAAUACCCUGAAUCCGACAUUUACUGGAAAAAAUUGGAAGAGAGAUACCACUUCUCUUGCCAAUUCACAGCUGAUCUAUUUGCCAUGAACCACACAGAUUUCAUUAUUACCAGUACAUUCCAAGAGAUUGCUGGAAGCAAGGACACUGUUGGACAGUACGAGUCUCACACAGCCUUCACCCUUCCUGGACUCUACCGAGUGGUGCAUGGUAUUGAUGUCUUCGAUCCAAAAUUCAACAUUGUCUCUCCCGGAGCUGAUCAAACCAUUUACUUCCCCCACACCGAAACUAGCCGUAGGUUGACCUCCUUCCACCCAGAGAUCGAAGAGCUUCUUUACAGCUCAGUCGAGAAUGAAGAACACAUAUGUGUGCUGAAGGACCGCACCAAGCCAAUUAUCUUCACCAUGGCAAGGUUGGACCGUGUGAAGAACAUCACAGGACUUGUUGAGUGGUAUGGUAAGAAUGCGAAGCUGAGGGAGUUGGUGAACCUUGUGGUUGUUGCUGGAGACAGGAGGAAGGAGUCGAAGGACUUGGAAGAGAAGGCGGAGAUGAAGAAGAUGUAUGGGCUAAUCGAGACGUACAAGUUGAACGGCCAAUUCAGAUGGAUCUCCUCUCAGAUGAACCGUGUGAGGAAUGGAGAGCUGUACCGUGUGAUCUGUGACACAAAGGGAGCCUUUGUGCAGCCUGCAGUGUAUGAGGCAUUUGGGUUGACAGUGGUUGAGGCCAUGACUUGUGGGUUGCCAACAUUUGCCACAUGCAAUGGUGGUCCUGCUGAGAUCAUUGUUCAUGGAAAAUCUGGCUUCCACAUUGACCCUUACCAUGGUGACCGUGCUGCUGACCUUCUUGUUGAUUUCUUUGAGAAAUGCAAGGUUGACCCAAGUCACUGGGACAACAUCUCUCAAGCUGGUCUCCAACGUAUUGAAGAGAAGUACACAUGGCAAAUUUACUCCGAGAGGCUUCUCACUCUCACUGGUGUCUAUGGUUUCUGGAAACAUGUUUCUAACCUUGACCGCCUUGAGAGUCGCCGCUAUCUUGAGAUGUUCUAUGCUCUCAAGUACCGCAAAUUGGCUGAGUCUGUGCCCCUUGCUGUUGAGUAG